Messenger RNA from Colletotrichum graminicola M1.001, 1551 nucleotides. Its product is annotated as WD40 domain-containing protein. Gene Ontology annotation, cellular component: microtubule organizing center; MWP complex; mitotic spindle. Lineage: Eukaryota; Fungi; Ascomycota; Sordariomycetes; Glomerellales; Glomerellaceae. The coding region runs from base 1 to 1551 and encodes 516 amino acids. Gene Ontology annotation, biological process: mitotic sister chromatid segregation; microtubule anchoring at mitotic spindle pole body; protein localization to mitotic spindle pole body. Gene Ontology annotation, molecular function: protein binding. The transcript is spliced from 3 exons. The record is from RefSeq and is a predicted model, not a curated record.
AUGCACUUUUCAAGGGUCUUCAAAUCAUCGCCGCACUGCGCGUCGAGUCCUGAUGGCAACCUGAUUGCAACCCUGUCCCCAACCAGCAUCACCGUGCGAUCUGUCGAAACCUUGGAGACGAUUCAUAGUGUUAAGGUGUCCCCCAAACUCGGCCCGGCCUACGCUCUGCGAUGGUCGCCUUGUUCCCGACGAAUCCUAGCCUGCUUUGCCGAGGAGAUCCGCGUCUACGCAGCUUCGGCCCCGGGCUACCAUGCCGUCAUCAGGAACCCGGCAACCCCCAACUUGAAGCCGACUUUUGUCCAGUUCGGCUCGUCAGAUGCCGAAGUCUUCAUGUGCUCCUCCUACGGACUCAAGUUCUCCAUCUUUGACCUGGCAGCAUCGUCAACAGUCGAGAUCACCAACCCAAAGUUUUACCAAGCUGCGGCUGCCUCGCGGGGCUUCGCCCUGAGGCCCGAUUCAAGCCAUCUGGCCAUCCUCACCAGAGUGGCUGGCAAAGACAUCGUCAGCAUCCACCACCCCAAAACGAGAGGGGUCCUUCGUUCCUGGCAGCCCGACACUGCCGACGCCCAAGCCCUGACCUGGACCCCCGACGGCCGCUGGCUCGUCAUCUGGGAGUCUGCAGCCCAGGGGCAUAAGAUUUUGUUUUACACUCCUGACGGCCACCUCUUCAAGACGUGGUCGGGCCCCUCGUCUAUAGAAGCGGAGGAUCAGCAUUACGAACUCGGCGCCGGCGUGAAGGCCUGCCAACUCAGUCCGGAUGGUGCCCGCCUUGCCGUGUGCGAUCACACCCGCAGCGUUCGCGUUCUGGACACCAACACUGUCGCCGAAUCGAUGAGGCUCGAUCACCCCGUAGCUAUCACUCCGACGGAGACUAUUCAGAUCUGGCAAGAACAAAUCGGCACCGGCCAGCCGGGUCCGCAACGUUCCUUCUCGAGAGCCACCCAAGCCGUAUCCGCUCCCGGCCGGACGAACAACGGAAGUACCGACGCAAAGCCAGCCCGGACCCUUGCCCUGUUUGAUGCGUCAUCGAGUCUCCUAGCCACAACGUUGGAGGACUGGCCAAGCACUGUUUGGGUUUGGGAUCUGGCGUCAUCCGAACUCCGAGCCGUCCUGCUCUUCCACGGCAACGUGUCUGCCUUCUGCUGGCAUCCGACUCAUCGAGAGGUGCUCGUGGUGACGUGCGAAGGAGAUAGCUAUGCAGGCCUUGCGUUCGUCUGGGACCCGCUCUCCGAUGGCCCCAAGACUGUGGACUUUGGCGGACAGUUACCGGAGGCAAAAGUCCUGGGAAAACCGCAGGUCUCGUGGCUUGACUGGACCGGAGACGCCGCUGUCCUCCUGCUGGGGGAUAACAAGUACCGCAUCAUGGCGUGCCUUGCGGAUCCCGAGGACUCGGUGGCUCCCUGGCAGGACGCGCAACGCGGUGAUCUGACCAUGACCACGGGCAGAGAUGAAACUCAGCUGUCCACCCCUGCACUGGACGGCUUCGAUGAGGAUCUGUCUGGCCUAGACAUGUCAGAAGUGGAUGACACAUUCUCCUUCAAAAGAACAUGA